AUGCGCCCGCACCUUCUCCUGCUUCUCGCUUCAUGGCUUCACGUCGUGAACAGUCUGACCCUCCUGGAGCGGAAUGAGCUUGCCCGGAAGUUCAAGUACUACUUCGCGUCGGUGCGGCCCGUCUCGCGCGACAACUACAUUUCCGACGAAAACGGGACGCGCUUCUCGAUCGAUACCGAGCUGCACAUCUUGAAUUCGAUCCGAACACAGAAUUCGAUAGCCAUCGAAGCGUUCGUCCUCUGCACAUUUGUCGAUGAUCGCCUGAUUCUGAGGGAGCUGCACGACCGCUUUGAAAUCACCGAGUUUGAGCCGUGGAAGCCGAGGAUCGGCACAAGCCCGCCGACGCAGCUAAAGAUCAACUACUACCUCUCACCACAAACCGGCGAGCUCAAUUAUUAUUAUAGGGUGAAAGAGGUGAUCCCGUGCUCGGGCGACUCUUGGCGCCACCCCUUCGAGGUGUUCAACUGCGAGCUGGCGAUUGAAAAUGCUGGAGAUGAACUGCUCCGUGUCGUCGACCAUCGUGACGCACGGCCACGAAUCCAGAUGCGGCAGGUCGGGCUGGAAAUUGAGGAAUGGCCAGUGCCGUUGAUAAGGCUGUGGUUUCGCGCAACCUGGCACACGGCCCUCGUUUCCGUAUAUCUGCCGUCGUUCCUCGUCUUUGCUGUGGUCGUUUUUGCCCAAUGGAAACGCCGAAAAAUCCAGGUGAUCGUCACCGUCGCCGCGCUGGUGUGCAUCAUCAUUUUGCUCUCCUCCCAGCGCUCCUACCCGACGCUAACCAUGAAGGAUCUCUGGUUGUGCUCCACCUUCCUGCAUACGGUGUUUCUGCUAAUCGUUGACGUCACGCUACCGGCCCGUCGCGUCAAAUACACGCUACUCGUCGACGUCAACGGCCGGCCCGCCAAUUUGGCCUCUCCGGAAACGAGUCCUGAUGCACCCCGGGCUACCGUAGUCCACCGUGCACCACGGGCGGAAAGCGAGGCGACAACGGUGGAGAGCGUUGACGCAGAAGUGGCGGAUAGGCUGAGCGGCAGGAAGGGCCAUUUCCCGAUCACUUCUCCCCUCCUCCAGGGCCGGAAGGCGAUGAUGGCCAUCCAAAAAUUCGCGGGCAAACACUUUGCCCAGCAAAAAGUGGAGAGCCACGUGAUCCGAGGAUGUCCCGGUCAGGAGGUGCCACUCCAUCGCCAGAUCACCGCCAACACACUUGGGCACCGGAAGCGGAUGGCGCUACUGGGCGUCUGUCUCUCCUACGGGCUCUUUUGUAUAUUGUAUCUUCUCGUAGUGAUCUUGAUUAUUUGGGAG
Molecule: messenger RNA, 1299 nt
Organism: Mesorhabditis spiculigera
Lineage: Eukaryota; Metazoa; Nematoda; Chromadorea; Rhabditida; Rhabditidae
Source: the annotation of a GenBank genome assembly